Ilex paraguariensis (yerba mate) is the source of this 972-nucleotide messenger RNA. Lineage: Eukaryota; Viridiplantae; Streptophyta; Magnoliopsida; Aquifoliales; Aquifoliaceae. The record is from the annotation of a GenBank genome assembly.
AUGGUGAAGGAGAUGAAUUCUAAAGAACUGGAGAAGAAGGUCUGCAACGGGUCUUUGUCUUUCCUGGAGGAGAAGACCAAGAGAGUUAUGUACAAAGAGUGCAGGAAAAACCAUGCUGCUAAUAUUGGUAGAUAUGCUGUGGAUGGUUGUCACGAAUUUAUGCCCGCCGGGGAAGAAGGAACAAGUGCGUCUUUCCAAUGUGCUGCUUGCACUUGCCACCGGAAUUUCCACAGGAAGGAGGUUGAGAAUGAGUACUACUCAUCUUCAAAGGGAUCAGUGGAUGUUAAAUGGAAUAAAAGAGGUGAUAGUGGUGCCAAUGGUAAUGGUGACAAAAAACUUCGAUCAGAGGAUGAAUAUGCCUCGAAAAGCAAUGAGAUCAAAAGGGAAGUCACUGACCGAAAUUUGAUGCCACAACACAUGGAUCAUGGUGAUAAAAUUGUGGGAAAUAAUAUGCUUGAAAAGAAAAGGAAAAAGAGAAAAAGGAAGCAAGCUGAAGACCUUCGGAUUGAAACGGUGGAGGGAUUACGUGGUUCAAAAAGAAGGGAGCAUAAGAAACAGCGUUUGGAAGCAAUGAAAAAGAAACACAAAAAAGUCGACGCAAGAGAGGAUUUGAACUUUCCUGGACGUGAUCUGAUCAAAUUUGGAGAGGUAGUUGAAGCCCCACCCAAGUUGCUCUCAUUUCCAAAGGUAGUGUCUCGCCUGUUUAUGGUUACUUUGAUUAGAUUACGCACAAAUACACAUUUUAGUGUUAGCUACUUUGGGGGUGGCACAGGCAUGCCCAAGCUCACUGCUAACAGGCAUCCAAAGCUACCCAUGACGCGUCACAAGAGAGGCUCCGUUCCGUUUACAGGCAGUCGAGAACUACAGGAAGCAGAAAGGAUGGACGUCAAGGCCGGGGAUCCACCUUCCUCCACCCGUGAUUACAUCACCUUCACUAUAGUUCCCGUCAUUGUAAUAAUGCAAGGAUGUUAG